Molecule: messenger RNA, 747 nt
Organism: Racocetra fulgida
Lineage: Eukaryota; Fungi; Glomeromycota; Glomeromycetes; Diversisporales; Gigasporaceae
Source: the annotation of a GenBank genome assembly
AUGAUGAAAUAUUCAACCAAGCGUGUUAUUAAAUACAGCUCUAACAUACCUUUAAUUUGUAACGAGCUUUCUGAAGAACCUUUAUCAUCAAAUAGUGGAUCAAGAGCAUCUACUGGAAGUAAUUCUACAUCAAACAGUGGGUCAAGAGCAUCUACUGGAAGUAAUUCUACAUCAGGCAGGAAGUCAAGAGCAUCAUCUAUUGGAAAUUAUCCUACCUCAAAUAGUGGAUCAAGAACGUCUACUGGAAGUAAUCCUACGCCAAACAGUGGAUCAAGAGCGUCAUCUACUGAAAGUAAUUCUACUUCAAACAAUGGGUCAAGAACGUCAUCUACUGGAAGUAAUUCUACAUCAAGCAAUUGUUCAAGAGCAUCAUCUUCAUCAAAUGUAUCAAAUUCUUCUAAACAUGACUCAUUAAUAUCUGGUGAUAAUUCAAAUCAUUCAAUCUCAUCAAAUGAUAGUGGUAAUAUUUUGCCGUGCUGGGACGAUUUAUUUAAUAGAGUUUUUAAGACGCUUCAACAUUCUAUAUUGGACAAUGAAAAUGAUAUUCGACAGUUAGAAAAGGAGUUAAAAAAACAGAGAGAGGAAUUGAAAAUGCAAAAUGAGUCGAUACAAAAGCUAAUUGAAUCACUACAUGAAGAUUUAAUAGUGCAAAAUGAAAGGUUGAGAACACAAAAUGAAGAAUUGAAAACACAAAAUAAAGAAUUAAAAAUGCAGAUUGAAAAAUUGAUGCAAAUUAAAGAACGAUAA